Cydia splendana is the source of this 598-nucleotide messenger RNA. RefSeq names its product cullin-2-like. The coding region runs from base 224 to 583 and encodes 119 amino acids. The transcript is spliced from 4 exons. Lineage: Eukaryota; Metazoa; Arthropoda; Insecta; Lepidoptera; Tortricidae. The record is from RefSeq and is a predicted model, not a curated record.
CGUGGCCGCGCUCAGCGAGGCGCGCACCUCCGCGCCCGACCCCAAACACGCCGACGUACUGCGCCGCGCCAUCCAUAGUGCUGUAGACGUACAAUCGUUCAGAGUACGCGCUCCCCUCGCCCUGUACCAGCAAUUGGUCCUAGAGCCGUACCUGACCCAAGCCCAAGCGGCCCACGCUCGCCUCGCGGCGGACUUACUGCGCGCCGGCGAUAUCUCACACUACAUGCGAGAUGUCUUACAAGGUCUCCAACGUGAAGUAGCCCUGGGGGCCCGUUUUCUCCACUCAUCCUCAACAGAAGCAGUCAGGGGAUGCUACGAGCGAGCGGCCGUGGCGGCGCACCUCCCCGCCCUGCACGCCGAGUGCGCCACCCUCCUCAAACACGCCACGGACGACACCAGGCCCGACAACGCUCAGCACCGCACAGACCUGCGUCGUAUGUACACACUGCUCCGGCCACUAGGAGCGAACGCGCUGCGCCCAUUGGUGGACGCGGCCCACGCCCAGUGUGCCAAAGAUGGGACGGAGUUACUCCAACAUAAGCAUACUAAAGAUGAGGUCAGUUAUACAUCUAUCUCUGUCUAGCACAGACCUGCGUCG